GGGCUCCCCAGCGUUAUGCCAGUGCCCCCCGGGCGCGAUGGCUAGCGGCAGCGCUGGGAAGCCCACUGGCGAGGCGGCUUCUCCGGCUCCUGCGAGCGCCGUCGGGGGGGCCUGCUCGCAGCCGCGGAAGAGGCUGGUGUCCGUCUGCGACCACUGCAAAGGCAAAAUGCAGCUGGUGGCCGACCUGCUGCUGCUGUCGAGCGAGGCACGGCCCGUGCUCUUCGAGGGCCCCGCCUCCUCCUGUGCUGGCGCCGAGUCCUUCGAGCAGUGCCGGGACACGAUCAUCGCGCGCACCAAGGGGCUCUCCAUCCUCACCCACGACGUGCAGAGCCAGCUCAACAUGGGCCGCUUCGGGGAGGCGGGGGACAGCCUGGUGGAGCUGGGCGACCUGGUAGUGUCGCUGACCGAGUGCUCCGCCCACGCGGCCUACCUGGCGGCCGUGGCCACGCCGGGCGCGCAGCCCGCGCAGCCGGGCCUGGUGGACCGCUACCGAGUGACGCGCUGCCGCCACGAAGUGGAGCAGGGCUGCGCCGUGCUGCGCGCCACCCCGCUGGCCGACAUGACGCCGCAGCUGCUGCUGGAGGUGUCGCAGGGCCUGUCGCGCAACCUCAAGUUCCUGACGGACGCGUGCGCCCUGGCCAGCGACAAGUCCCGGGACCGCUUCUCCCGCGAGCAGUUCAAGCUGGGCGUCAAGUGCAUGAGCACGAGCGCGUCGGCGCUGCUGGCCUGCGUGCGCGAGGUGAAGGUGGCGCCCAGCGAGCUGGCCCGCAGCCGCUGCGCGCUCUUCAGCGGGCCGCUGGUGCAGGCCGUGAGCGCCCUGGUGGGCUUCGCCACCGAGCCGCAGUUCCUGGGUCGCGCGGCGGCCGUGAGCGCCGAGGGCAAGGCGGUGCAGACCGCCAUCCUGGGUGGCGCCAUGAGCGUGGUGUCGGCCUGCGUGCUCCUGACCCAGUGCCUCAGGGAUCUGGCGCAGCACCCCGACGGGGGCGCCAAGAUGUCGGACCACAGGGAGAGGCUGAGGAACUCGGCCUGCGCCGUGUCUGAAGGCUGCACCCUGCUAUCUCAGGCUUUACGGGAGAGGUCUUCGCCCAGGACUUUACCGCCAGUGAAUUCCAAUUCUGUGAAUUAGCACCCCGCCCCCCUUCUUUCUUCCACCCCAAACUAGAGGAAGAUACUUACUCUCCGCCCCUCUCCAUUUAUACCAAAGAAAUCCCAGGGGAAGCUCCCCCCACCACCCCAUGUCAGACGCUCCAGAGGAACCUUCCAGAGAGCGGGGCCAUGCGCUCCAACGACACUGGUGCGCACGGUGCGGGGUGGGGGUGGGGGGGCAAUGCCAAUCUACGCACACCCAGCAGGGACCUGGAGGUGGCGCGCCCCCACCGCGCCCCAGCACCUCUUCUGGAGUUCCUCCACUAAAUUUUCUUAUCAAUUGGGCAGGAAGGAGGUCAUGGGUUCGUUUCUUUUUUGGUCUUUUUGUUUUUUCCUAAUUAAAAGAAAGGUUACCUCAGUUUCACUCCUUAGACAUGGAUGUAGCUACCUUUUUUGUAUGUUGUUAUUUUUUUAAGCAAUCGUGUUGGAUUAGGCGUAUACUUGGUGUGGAAAGAGUAUGACUUUGCCAUGUGAUUUGCAAAUGGGAAAAGCUACUGUGAGUGUGUGUUUUAUUUUUUAAUUUACACUAUAGAGUGGUUCCCCCCUGCCCUCCCCCCCCAUGUCAAGUUUUUACCUUGCAUGUACUGGAGUAUUUAUUUCAUCUAUUAAAAUGUUAUGUUUCUCAGA
Zalophus californianus (California sea lion) is the source of this 1773-nucleotide messenger RNA. RefSeq names its product talin rod domain containing 1 (gene TLNRD1). The transcript has a single exon. The record is from RefSeq and is a predicted model, not a curated record. Lineage: Eukaryota; Metazoa; Chordata; Mammalia; Carnivora; Otariidae. Bases 38 to 1126 code for a protein of 362 amino acids. Gene Ontology annotation, molecular function: actin binding.